Messenger RNA from Somion occarium, 954 nucleotides. NCBI's taxonomy places the organism in Eukaryota, Fungi, Basidiomycota, Agaricomycetes, Polyporales, Cerrenaceae. The record is from the annotation of a GenBank genome assembly.
GUACUCAGUUUCGCCCUCAUCAGCCUUAUCGUCAGACUUUCGUCGUCGUUGACCACAUCCCUGACACUAUGUCUUAUGCUUCCGUCACCGCUCACAAUGCUGAGCCCAGCUCCCAGCAGCCCCAUCCAGAUCCCGCACUGCUAAACACAGAACCGCCAUCUGCAGAUAAUAUUGUAGACGAUGCUACGAAGGUUAACAUUGUAUCCCCCGACUUCAAGUCUAAUCCAGCAACCGUCACUUCCGAGUCGAAGCCUGAAGUGGUUCCGCCCAUUGGAAACAAAAAGGACAAAACUCACCGGCAUGUGCAUCGGGCUAAGGAAGAAGGUUUCCACCUCUGGAAUGUCACGAAACACUACUUGUUCCGCCCUACUGUUGCGGGAGGUCUUCUUGGUCUCGUGAACAUCGGAAUUUUGUCUGGUGCUGGCUAUGUGUACUACACAAAACCUCAAGUGCGCCAAGAUACAAGAUUACUCGCGUCCACUGCUGCUGGCAUCCUGACGUUGUUCGGUGCUGAAGGGUAUGCUGCCGAAAGGUACCUUGAGACUCCUGCUGGAAAGGAAGAGGAGAAGAAGGCCAGAGAGGAGGGCGCAGCGCUAUACAGAGUGGCACGUGAACAUAUCCUUAGACCCGGCGCAUUAGGUGGCUUGGUCGGUGUUUUAAACGCCGGUAUCAUUGGCACUCUGGGUUACUUUGCAUACCUGCACUGGGAUGCUCCUCGAUGGGACAGGCGGACGGUCUCUGCCAUCUCGGUUUCUCUACUUGCCUUGUGGGGCGGUGAAGGGUACUUGGCGGAGCAAUACCGUCACAAACAGCAUUAGUGCAAUAUAAAGACACUUAUUGGGUCUAUUGUAAUUUUAUCCUAUAUGAAUAGCUGUAAUAGUAACGCACUGCUCUCUUGUUCUUGUUAUAUUCUGUGAGUCGUGAGCGCUACGGGCAGGGAUUCGCCUGCACGAG